AGCGACAGUGCGCUUGUUCUGUGGUGGCGACCUGGACCGUUCAGAUCAACACCGGCUGCCAGGUGGACUCUUGCUGCCCUACCUCCCACUACUUACCCAGAGCACAUGAGCAUCAGUGCCUCAACACUCCUUACACGUACUUUUUAUAUGUCAUUUCCUUUCAUUCGAUACAAGUCUUAGUUAUUUGUCUGGUCUUGCCCUCGAUAUUUGACAGUCUCGCAAAAAUUACAUCUUUAUGAUCAUUGCACUUCCAGACGCCCAUCCAGCUGAUAGUUGCCUUUCCUUUGGACUCGUUUUUCUUCUUCCCCGCCUCCCAGCACAAUUUCCUUCUUCGGACGACUGGAGGCCGUGUUGGGAUCCUACCAACCAGCUAUAUGUAUCGGAAGCCUCUAUUAUACUGCCAACGAGCGCUACUAUCCUGGACUACGGGUCAAGCACAGGGGCAAGUGCCCGGGCCCGGAUCUUCAAGAUAGAGAGGGAUAAAGAAAUCUGGCCAGGAGAAGAGACCAGUUUACCCGUUGAGUCCAGCAUGGCUCCCGCAUCCGCCUCCUCAUUUGGCACGAGCGGUGCAGAUUGGGAAGAUGGGGAGUCUGAAGAGGACGAGGACGAGGUGAUUGAAUUCAGCACAUCGAACGUGCGAUUUUUUCACGACUGCUGAGAAGGGGAGAAAUGUGACGGGUGUACUGAAUGCGCUUAUCUGUAACAUGGUCAGACCG
This is a messenger RNA of Suillus discolor, 716 nucleotides long. RefSeq lists its product as uncharacterized. NCBI's taxonomy places the organism in Eukaryota, Fungi, Basidiomycota, Agaricomycetes, Boletales, Suillaceae. The record is from RefSeq and is a predicted model, not a curated record. The coding region runs from base 236 to 658 and encodes 140 amino acids. The transcript is spliced from 4 exons.